CCUAAACGGUUUUUCGUUCGAUCGUUAAAAUCUGGGACACCUUGUAGAACCGGCGAUAAAAAUUACAUACCGGGGAUACCGGCUUCGCAGUGCUACGCACGCUACGCUUGGUUUUAUUCGUACAAAUAUGACACAGCUUUUGUUAAACGCAACUGCACUGAUCGCGAAGAAACCUCUGAUAGAAAUUGGUACACGACUCGCGUCCUCCAUGGCUCAAGCACUUCAAACUCACGGCGUAGUGCCAGACGUGGUCGACAAAGUGCCACAAAAUGUAUUGAGCGUCACGUACCCUAACAACCUCUCAGUGGAAAUUGGUAAAGUGCUGACCCCGACACAGGUCAAGGAUCAACCUACCGUCACUUGGACCGCAGAGGCAAACGCCUAUUAUACUCUUUGCAUGACCGAUCCCGAUGCACCGAGCAGAAAAACCCCAACGUUUCGCGAGUGGCACCAUUGGCUGGUAGGAAACAUUCCUGGCUCCGAUGUCUCUAAAGGGGAAGUGCUCUCCGAAUACAUCGGCUCUGGCCCUCCCCAGGACACUGGGCUUCAUCGUUACGUAUUUCUCUUGUACAAGCAGCCUGGGAAGCUUACCUUCGACGAGAAACGUCUUACCAAUAGAAGCGGGGACGAUCGAGCAAAAUUCUCUAUAAAGAAGUUUGCUGCUAAAUACAAUCUUGGCGAUCCCAUUGCUGGGAACAUGUACCAAGCAGAAUUUGACGACUACGUUCCUCUUCUCUACAAACAACUGGGUGCCUAAAACAUUAAUAUUACACAUGUAAGCUCUUGUAAAGGAUGGUCUUAUUAAAUUUCUAGUUUAU
Colletes gigas is the source of this 818-nucleotide messenger RNA. RefSeq names its product protein D2-like. The transcript is spliced from 3 exons. The record is from RefSeq and is a predicted model, not a curated record. Lineage: Eukaryota; Metazoa; Arthropoda; Insecta; Hymenoptera; Colletidae. The coding region runs from base 128 to 757 and encodes 209 amino acids.